Equus caballus (horse) is the source of this 3309-nucleotide messenger RNA. The record is from RefSeq and is a predicted model, not a curated record. NCBI's taxonomy places the organism in Eukaryota, Metazoa, Chordata, Mammalia, Perissodactyla, Equidae.
GUGGGGCGAAGCGCCCCAACCCCCGGAAGUUGCUGCUGCUCUAGCCGCGCUGGGGCGGCGUUUGCCAGCCGUUACAGGCUUCACGUGGCUCUGCCGCCUGUUCUGUGAGCUGUCACCUGUACCGAGCUCGGGAGUCACAGGAACGUCGUCGCCAGCGGACCCAAGAAAUCUAGAAAUGGUUUGGCUGAGUCUGUUCUGUCCAGUCCUGUGUCCACAGCCUCUCAGCUGCACUUGGCCUUCCCCUCUGAAGAGACAUGAUGCCCCUUUACUGGGUUGUCCUCAUGGAUCUUCCACAGCUGUGCUCUCCCACAGCCACUGCAGGUGGGGUCUGAACUGCAUCCUGGUUUCUCCAAGAACACAGGACUCAGUGGACAUUGAGGACGUGGCUGUGAACUUCACCCUGGAGGAGUGGGCUUUACUGGAUCCUUCACAGAAACAACUCUACAGAGAGGUAAUGCGGGAAACCUUAAGGAACCUGGCCUCUAUAGGAAAAAUAUGGGAAGAUCAUAAUAUUGAAGUUCAGUACAAAAACCAGGAGAGAAAACAGAGUGGUCAUAUGGUAGGGAGACUCUGUGAAAGUGAAGAGGGUAGUCAGUGUGGAGAAAAUUUUAGCCUUAUUCCAAAUCUCAAUCUGAACGAGAAACCUACAGGAGCUAAACCAUGGGGAUGCAGUGCAUGUGGAAAAGUCUUCAUGCAUCAUUCAUCCUUUAAAAUGCACAUUAGAUGUCACACUGAACACAAACCAUGUGACUAUCAAAAAUAUAGAGAGAAGCCAUUUAAAUGUAAGGAAUGUGGGAAAGCCUUCCCUUUUCCAAGUGCUCUUCAAAGACAUGAAAGGACACAUAUUGGAGAGAAACCCUAUAAAUGUAAAAAAUGCAAUAAAGCCUUCACUUCUUCCAGUUCUCUUCAAGUACAUGAAAGAAAUCACACUGGAAAGAAACCUUAUGAAUGUAAAAAAUGCGGUAAAGCAUUUCAUUUUCCCAGUUCUCUUCGAAGUCAUGAAACUAUUCAUACUGGAGAGAAACCCUAUGAAUGUAAAAAAUGCAGUAAAGAAUUCAUUUUUUUGAGUUCUCUUCGAAGACAUGAAAGAAUUCAUACUGGAGAGAGACCCUAUGAAUGUAAAAAAUGCAGUAAAGCAUUCUGUUAUCCCAGUUCUCUUCAGAUACAUGAAAGAAUUCAUACUGGGGAGAAACCCUAUGAAUGUAAAAAAUGCAGUAAAGCAUUCACAUUUCCCAGUGCGUUUCAAAGACAUGAAAGCACUCACAUUAGAGAGAAACCCCAUGAAUGUAAAAACUGCAGUAAAACAUUCAGUUCUUCCCGUGCUCUUCAAAUACAUGACAGAACUCAUUCUGGAGAGAAAAUUUAUGAAUGUAAAAAAUGCAGUAAGGCCUUCACAUCUCCUAGUGCUCUUCGAUUACAUGAAAGAAUUCAUACUGGGGAGAAACCGUAUGAAUGUAAAAAAUGCAGUAAAGCAUUCACUUUUUCUGCUUCCCUUCGAAAACAUGAAAGAACUCAUACUAGAGAGAAACCCUAUGAAUACAGUAAAAACUGCAGUAAAGCAUUCACUUCUUGCAGUUAUCUGAUUGUAUGAAAGAAUUCACACUGGAGAGAAACCCCGUGAAUGUAAAAACUGCAGUAAGGUAUUCACGUCUCUCAUUUCACUUCAAAGAUGUGGAAGAAGUCACACUGGAGAGAAAGCCUAUGAAUGUCAAGAAAGUGGUAAAGCCUUUAUUUCUCAUGCAAACUUUUGAAGAUAUGCACGAAUGCAUAGUAGAUGAAAAAGAAUGUAAAUGUAAUGAAUGUAGGAGAGACUUUUGUCAUCCCAGUUCUUCCUGAAGGCAUGAAAGGACUCACUUGAUAAAAACCCUUGAAUGUAAACAGCGUGGGAAAGACUUCAGUUGGCCUACAUCCUUCUCUUUGAAACUCCCACCAAAAAGAAAUAUAAAUAAAUGAGUAUUGCGGUGAGAGAGUUCUGCAAGUGAUCCUUCAUCAAUACUAUGUAAGAUUAAUCAGUAGUGCUUUUUCCUUAAAUCAGUUAAUGAUAUUUUCUCUGUAAUUUUUUAUAAUGUCUUAGUUGUUCUCUGUUAAGAGACCAUUGAAAAAUGACAGCUUGUACUUGUUGGCAUUUUCUUAUUGGCCUUGUGUUCUAGUUCCUGGAUAUGCCUAAUCGAUUGUACAUUUUGUACCUUUCUUAGAGAAAGCUCCUUUGAUGGGGUGGUGGGUAUAGGAGCCUGUUUUUAUUUUCCACACUAUUGAACGGUUGUAAUAAAAUUUUUUUAUGGUAAGUUUGUCAAAAAGUAUACUUUCCUGUGAAUUUAUUUUCCUCUUUGGGCUUUUGCUCUUUGUCCUUCCUUCUGACUGGUAUUUGGUGAAUAGACUUUGCAUUAAGUAGAGGCCUGUGAUAGGGCAACAAAAUCUAGAGCUGGACACAUCACCAUGUAUUGUGUUAUGUCAAUACAGGUAAUAUUCAGAAACAGAUCUUUAAGAAUCCAUCCCCUUUAUGGUUCCAUGUUAGAAUUCACCAACAGUGUCACUUGCAUGAGAUUUGGAAGGCAGAAGCAGACGAGGCCUUAAUCAGAUUCUGGAGCCACCAUACAAGAAGAGGGACAGUUGCAUAGGAGCUUCAAGGACACCAUCCUCAAUCCCAUUUUGUCGAUUCUUUGCUCUUCUAGGCAAGAGUAUCUUGAAAACCAACACCAACUGUUUGGAUUUCUAUUUUCUUAGAGGUAUAUUUUCCACUAUUUCACAAGGUCACAUCAAAGAUCCAUUAGAGUUGGGGUCUUUCUGUAAGGCUUCUUGUGUCCACCGGGAAACUAAUUCAGACCUUUGUGGUGGGAGUAUUCUCUGAUUUCUCUCUUUCCUAGAUGAUAUCUGUAUGAAGUCUAAUUUGUAUAGGAAACACCUUAUGCUGUUAAUAGUGCUGGUGAUUGUGUUUUCCUGUUUCACCAUGACAUCAUUGCUACAAUGGGGCAUAAAAAGAAGGAUGUAGGAGUUUGUUUCUCUGCUGCACUGUGCAGUGGCUGCCUUGACCCGGUUCUUCUACAUGAGAACAAUCACAUUUCUCAUGUCAGGAGGACUCUGUGUGUUUCCUGUUACUUUUAGCUGAAUAUGUUCCCUCAAUAUGUUUUCAAUAAUGUUUGAUUCUAUGUCAUUAAAACUGUGUGUGUUUCCUUGUGAAAUGAACACCUCUGUAGUUGUUUCAUUGAUAUAUUUUGUCAAAUGUUUUCUAAUCCAUCCUAUGUUAAUAAAUACUAUUGUGGUUUUAUUUCUUCAGAAUGUAUUAAAAUUCAUUUUAAUUAUGGGUUUUCA